AUGAGGACAUCGCUGCGGAUAUCGGGCGAGAUCAGGGUACCCGGGCUGAUCGAAGGACGGCAUCCACCGGCACCCUACCUGAGCCUCGCCGACUCCGUACAGCUCCUCGUCGACUUCCUGCGCAAGGGAAAGGGUAAGACGACGCUGCUGACGGGCGCAGGGAUCAGUGUGGACAGUGGGAUCAGGGCGUACCGAGGACCUGGCGGGACCUACACCAUCCGCAAGCACCGACCAAUCUUCUACGGCGAAUUUAUCCAGGAUGAAGCGAUGCGCCGGCGGUAUUGGGCCCGUAGUUUCCUCGGAUACCCGCCAGUACGGAGAGCGGAAAGCAAUCCGACGCAUUACGCCAUGGCGGCUCUGCAAAAGAUGGGUUACCUGUCGAGUCUGAUCACACAAAACGUCGACGGCCUGCACCACCGCGCCUACUCGGACGAUCUCUCGCUCUACCUCUCGCCUCCCUCCGUCAAGCCCACCGAAGCGCCGGACGCCCCACUCCCUCCACUCGACCCCGCCAUCCUCGAGCUGCACGGCACCCUACGUCACGCCCACUGCCUCUCCUGUCACACCCCCGUCGGGCGCGACUCGUUUCAAGACCGAUUAUCGGAACUGAAUCCUGCGUGGCACGAGUUCCAGAAGGAGGUUGAGUCGGGUAAGAGGGAGGAGAAGUUGAAUCCGGAUGGAGAUAUCGAGUUGGGUCCCGGAGUACGGUAUGAGGACUUUCAGGUGCCGGCUUGCGAUCACCGCGUCAUCUUCUUCGGCGAAUCCCUCGAACCCCUCACCCGCCGCCACUCCGAACACUUCGUCUCCUCCGCCUCGCAACUCCUCGUCGCCGGUUCCUCCCUCGCCACUUUCUCCGCCUACCGCCUCGUCCGGCAAAUGAAAGAGCAAGGCGGGCCCGUCGGACUGAUCAACGUCGGCGAGUCGAGGGCGGAUCCGAUUGUGGAUUGGCGCGUCGGGUGGGAGGGAGGUGCGGGUGAUAUAUUCCCUGAGGCGGUGAAGGAGUUGCUGAAGGAUGAGAAGAGGCCGGAUGUCAAGGCGGAGGUGGAGAGGAUGUUGAAGGCUGGCAAGGUAAGGAAAGUGCCGCCUGGGCCUGCGGCGUCUUAG
Molecule: messenger RNA, 1104 nt
Organism: Rhodotorula toruloides NP11
Lineage: Eukaryota; Fungi; Basidiomycota; Microbotryomycetes; Sporidiobolales; Sporidiobolaceae
Product: NAD-dependent deacetylase sirtuin 4
Exons: 5
Coding region: 1-1104 (367 amino acids)
Molecular function (GO): NAD+ binding
Source: RefSeq, a predicted model, not a curated record